Magallana angulata is the source of this 1433-nucleotide messenger RNA. Its product is annotated as complement C1q subcomponent subunit A-like. The transcript is spliced from 4 exons. Lineage: Eukaryota; Metazoa; Mollusca; Bivalvia; Ostreida; Ostreidae. The record is from RefSeq and is a predicted model, not a curated record. Gene Ontology annotation, molecular function: protein binding. The coding region runs from base 735 to 1406 and encodes 223 amino acids.
CCGACUUUACAAAGACAUGAAGAUUCCAUUUCAAAUUGAGAAGAAGAUUCAAGCUAUUACAGAUAAGGUUUCUAAAUUGGAGAAUAAAGUGGAAUCCAAAUCUUCAUUCAGCACAAAAACUAAAAGCAAAGUUACUUCACCGGAUAGAAGGAUAUACCAAUGUAUUGUAAAGUAACAUAAACCUGUUUAUUGACUGUUUAUUGAGGAAGGUAGUAGGUAUAUUGUCCCCCCUGACAGCAGCAAUUUCCCAAAUUGUUAAGCUUACCCAACUUGCAUUCAACAAGAACAAUUGAUCGUUUUAAUUGCAAAAGGCCAAACCAAGGUAACAUUUCUUUUUAGUUAUUUUUGUUACUUAAGUUAAAAACGAGAGAGGAAGUACAUAAGCAAAUAGUUAAUGAAAAUGUGACUUCAAUUGACAUGUGCAUGUAGGAUGAAAUCCAUAUUCAUACAAGACAAUGAUCAGUAUAUGCUCAGUGGUAAAAAAAAAUGAAUAUCCAUGAAUCCUGUCAUACACUUUGUCAAUGUGUUCCUUGAUUGAUGCAAUACCACGACAGUUAUGUCAAGAACAACCUGUUGCCCAAUUUGCGUGUACUGUAUUAACACGACCUUAUCAAAUAUGUUGUCAGUGGCACGCGAACUAGUGGUUAUUUUAAAAGAUCUAUAACAAUUUUAAACUUUAUUUAUAUUUCACGUUGCUCCACCGAAGUUUGUUUUUUUUUAAGAAUCGGGGCAAAAUGAAUGCAAUUUUGAAUAUCAAUUCAUUAAUGGUUGGACGCAUCAGUGCGUUUGUGUUUGUUUUGGCGAUUGUUGAAAUCACCGCUAAAAGUAUUGUCAUUAAUAACAGUACCGUUAAUAACAUUAUCAGCGGGGACAAGCCGUUAAAUGGGACACAGAGAAGUACUUUGAUGGACCAACUCUAUAAAGAGACCAUGCUCCGAUUCCAGAUAGAGAAAAAAAUGCAAAUUCUCACGGAUAAGGUAUCAAAACUCGAAGAAAAGGCAAAAUAUAACAUUAACGGUAAAGAAAAAGGCUUCUAUGCCUACGUAUCACGUGACUUGAACAAUCCUGGAGGUGGUCAUACAAUUGUGUUUGACGUUGAGAUGACGAAUUUCAAAAACGGAUACAACAAACAUACCGGUGUUUUUACGGUUCCUGUCGAUGGUCUCUAUUCAUUAACAUGGGUGACAAGAGUUGAAUGCAGUAAAUCGUACACAAGUCAACUUCAUGUCAACAAAAGAAUCGUGGGCUCUACAUUCGCUUAUUGUGGAUACAAUACGGUCACCGGAAAUGCUAUUGUUAAUCUGCGUAAAGGUGAUGCUGUUUUUGUGCGUACCCUUGCCGGAAGUGGACAGAUCAGAAGUAAUGAGUUUGGUCGUACUUCGUUUUCAGGAUUUCUUGUCAAUUGAUAUAAUUUAACUGUUUAAUAAAUUCAC